This is a messenger RNA of Sphaerodactylus townsendi, 1767 nucleotides long. Its product is annotated as keratin, type I cytoskeletal 15-like. NCBI's taxonomy places the organism in Eukaryota, Metazoa, Chordata, Lepidosauria, Squamata, Sphaerodactylidae. The transcript is spliced from 8 exons. The coding region runs from base 70 to 1524 and encodes 484 amino acids. The record is from RefSeq and is a predicted model, not a curated record. Gene Ontology annotation, molecular function: structural molecule activity.
AAGAUUUGCUUCUUCCUUUCUGACCAAGCCAGGUGACAGUUUGGGACUGAACCUUCCUUGCUUCCAACCAUGGCUACGAGCUAUUACCAGAGCUCAUCUGCUUCCUAUGGGGGCGGUUUGGGUGGUGGCAGCUGCGGCUCCAACCGCAUGUCCUCAGUUCGAGUGGGAUCACCCAGCCUUGGGGGAGGUGGUGGACGCAUCUCUGCCUCUUCUGCUAGGUUUGUAUCUUCUGGGGCAGGAGGAGGCUAUGGAUACAGUGGCUUUGGAGGAGGUUCCUUUGGCAAUGCUCUAGUUUCUAGUGGAGGUGGUGGCUAUGGUGGUUGUUUUGGUGGAGGCUUUAGUGGUGGCUAUGGUGGUGGUAGUGGCUAUGGUGGUGGCUUUGACUUUGUAGCCAGCGGUGGAGAUGGGGGACUUCUUACUGGAAAUGAGAAGGUCACCAUGCAGAAUCUCAAUGACCGCUUGGCUAACUACCUGGACAAGGUGAGGGCUCUGGAAGAAGCCAACACUGAACUGGAGGUCAAGAUCCGAGACUGGCAUAAUAAACAUGCCCCUACCAGCCCAACCAAGGACUACAGCAACUACUACAAGAUUAUUGAGGACCUUCGUGACAAGAUCCUUCAAGCCACAAUUGACAAUUCAAGGGUUGUCUUGGAGAUUGACAACGCCAGGCUGGCUGCAGAUGACUUCAGACUGAAGUAUGAGAACGAAUUGCACCUCCGCCAGAGUGUUGAGGCAGACAUCAAUGGUUUGCGCAGAGUCUUGGAUGAGCUGACUCUGAACAAAUCUGAUCUGGAGAUGCAGAUCGAAGGGCUGAAGGAAGACCUGGCCUACCUCAACAAGAACCACGAGGAGUUACUGAAAGAAUACAGCACUCAGCUGACUGGAAAUGUCAGUGUUGAGAUGGAUGCCGCGCCUGGAGUCGACCUCACCAAAGUUUUGGCAGACAUGAGAGAACAAUAUGAACAACUGGCUGAAAAGAAUCGCAGAGACUGUGAGGCCUGGUUCUUUGCCAAGACCGAAGAACUAAACCGUGAAGUCGCCCACAGCACAGAACAGAUACAGACAAGCAAGAGUGAGAUUUCAGACCUGAGGCGUACAAUACAGAGUUUGGAAAUUGAGUUACAAUCACAGCUUAGCAUGAAAGCUGGGUUGGAAACCAACUUGGCGGAGACAGAAGGCCGGUAUUGUGCUCAGCUGGCUCAAAUACAGAACUUGAUCUCCAGUGUGGAGGAGCAGCUGGCAGAACUGCGGUGUGACAUGGAGCGCCAGAACCAUGAGUACAAGAUGCUCAUGGAUAUCAAGACCCGCCUGGAGCAAGAGAUUGCCACCUAUCGCAACCUGUUGGAAGGCCAAGAUUCCAAAAUCCCUGGAUGGUCUCCCAAAGAUGCGUCUCAUGGUGGAGGUAGUAAUGUCAGCUACAGUAGCUCUACUAGCUAUUCCAGUGGUGGCGGUGGCGGCAGCGGCAGCGGCGGCAUCACUUCCAGCGGCAAAUCACGUACCGGCAGUGAAGAUAGGAGAUACUGAAUCUCCCCAGCAUCAAAGCUGGUUCUGAACGUUGCAUCCAUCCACCUCUUGGGAAACAAGCAUUUUCAGCAUGCGCACGAAUUGCUAAAAGAAACACCCCUUCUGUUGCCCGAGAGUGCCUUGGCUUGGUCACUUUCUUAAUGGCACUUUCUCACUAGCUUCGUCUAGCUCAUCAAAGCAGAUGCACUGCUGUGUAAUGCUUUUGAUAAUUAAAGUUUCUUCUCAGGCUUUUUUGCAGAUAAA